This is a messenger RNA of Mya arenaria, 1233 nucleotides long. RefSeq lists its product as uncharacterized. Bases 1 to 1233 code for a protein of 410 amino acids. The record is from RefSeq and is a predicted model, not a curated record. The transcript has 2 exons. NCBI's taxonomy places the organism in Eukaryota, Metazoa, Mollusca, Bivalvia, Myida, Myidae.
AUGAGUACUACGUGCAACAAAGGGAACCAAUCUUCCAGAUCUCAACCCGCCCUUCCAGAUCUCAACCCGCACUUCCAGAUCUCCCCCCGCACUUCCAGAUCUCAACCCACACUUCCAGAUCUCAACCCGCACUUCCAGAACCCGCGCUUCCAGAUCUCAACCCGCACUUCCAGAUAUCAACCCGCACUUCCGGAUCUCAACACACACUUCAAGAUAUCAAUCCGCACUUCCAUAUGUCAACCCGCACUUCCAGAUUUCAACCAAAACUUCAAGAUCUCAACCCACACUUCCAAACCUCAACCCGCACUUCCAGAUCUCAACCCACACUUCCAGAUCUCAACCCACACUUCCAGAUCCCAAUACACACUUCUAGAUCUCAACCCACACUUCCAGAUCUCAACCCACACUUCCAGAUCUCAACCCACACUUCCAGAUUUUGACCCGCACUUCCAGAUCUCAACAGACACUUCAAGAUAUCAAUCCGCACCUCCCGAUCUCAACCCGCCCUUCCAUAUUUCAACCCGCACUUCCAGAUCUCAACCCGCACUUCCAGAUUUCAAUCAAAACUUCAAGAUCUCAACCCACACUUCCAGAUCUCAACCCGCACUUCCAGAUUUCAACCCACAUUUCCAGAUCUCAACCCACACUUCCAGAUAUCAACCCAUACUUUCAGAUCUCAACCAACACCUCCAGAUCUCAACCAACACUUCCAGAUCUCAACCAACACUUCCAGAUCUCAACCAACACUUCCAGAUCUCAACCAACACUUCCAGAUCUCAACCAACACCUCCAGAUCUCAACCAACACUUCCAGAUCUCAACCAACACUUCCAGAUCUCAACCAACACCUCCAGAUCUCAACCCGAACUUCCAGAUCUCAACCCAACCUUCCAAACCUCAACCCGAACUUCCAGAUCUCAACACACACCUCCAGAUCUCAACCCGAACUUCCAGAUCUCAACCAACACCUCCAGAUCUCAACCCGAACUUCCAGAUCUCAACACACACCUUCAGGUCUCAACCCGAACUUCCAGAUCUCAACCAGCACUUCCAGAUCUCAACCCGAACUUCCAGAUCUCAACCCGAACUUCCAGAUCUCAACCAACACCUCCAGAUCUCAAUCCGAACUUCCAGAUCUCAACCAACACCUCCAGAUCUCAACCCGAACUUCCAGAUCUCAACCAACACCUCCAGAUCUCAAUCCGAACUUCCAGAUCUCAACCCACACUUCUAA